Molecule: messenger RNA, 1372 nt
Organism: Esox lucius (northern pike)
Lineage: Eukaryota; Metazoa; Chordata; Actinopteri; Esociformes; Esocidae
Gene: alx3
Product: ALX homeobox 3
Exons: 4
Coding region: 60-1079 (339 amino acids)
Biological process (GO): regulation of transcription by RNA polymerase II
Molecular function (GO): RNA polymerase II transcription regulatory region sequence-specific DNA binding; DNA-binding transcription factor activity, RNA polymerase II-specific
Source: RefSeq, a predicted model, not a curated record
AAAGUUGUUUGUCUUUCUCUUCCCAACCAAAUCGAACACCACCGGACAACUCACCCGGGAUGGAGCGUACCUGUAGUUCGGGCUCUUUUCUUCAUUGUGAUGAGCUACAGAAAACCACACAUCUUCCCCAUACGCACCGUCUUAGUCUCCGGGGUCAGGGUGACUUCUACAGCUCGAGCUCCAUGGGACGUUUUCACGAAGGCGCAUCCGUGGACUUUACGCACGGCGCAGCGUCCACGAACCCUCGCUCCUCACCAAACAAACAUAGCAAAUACAUGGAAAAUAUGAAUCAGAACCAAAAGGGGUCAUCAAUAAGCGGGAAGGGCUCGUUUUAUGAAAACAACUCGGAGGCCAGAGAGAAGGCGGGUCCCAAACCCAUGGGCUACCCUGUAAUUGGCUCUGACUGUUGCAUCAAGCUGAAGGAGCAGACCAAUGGCCUCCAACCGGGAGACUCAAUCGCAGACUCCAUUGACCUAUCAGGCAAGAACAAGAAACGUCGUAACCGUACUACCUUCAGUACUUUCCAGUUGGAGGAGCUGGAGAAGGUAUUCCAGAAGACACACUACCCAGAUGUGUAUGCCCGCGAGCAGCUGGCCCUCCGGACGGAACUCACAGAGGCUCGAGUACAGGUGUGGUUCCAGAACCGACGGGCCAAGUGGAGGAAGAGGGAGCGUUACGGGAAGAUCCAGGAGGUGCGAAACCACUUUGCUGCUACAUACGAUAUCUCCACUUACCAGAUGCAGAGCAACCUGUGGCCAGGCGUGGGGUCUGGAGGUGGUGGGGUGUCCGGCAGCGGCUGUGUCCUCGGCCCAGACACCAUGUCCACCUCCUGCAUGAGCCCCUACCCCCACAGCAACCUUUCCUCCGUGGGCUUCAUGGGCAUGCCUCCGUCCCCUAGCCAUCCCCACCACCCGCACCACCCGGGCAUCAACGGCCUCUACUCCCUCCACGGCUUCCCCGGGGCCCUCGGAGGCCACGCCUUUGAGGCAGGGCCUGAGACGGAGUACAAGCCGUCCAGCCUGGUGGCCCUGCGGAUGAAGGCCAAGGAUCCCGGCAGUCUGUUGUCCUGGCCGACAUGACCACCACGGGGUGCCACGGUCCCGUCCCCGCCAUGCACUGACUGAGCCAAUGUGCACGCGCAAACACACACACGCACACACACACACACACACGCACACACACAUUAUUGUAUCCUAGCAACCCCGCCCCUCCAGCACAGUUACUGUCUCAUGCGUUUGCGUUCCAUUGAGUUGACUUUACAGCGGAGGUCAAUGUUCUCUUUUGUACAGUCCCCCACGUACAGGGGAUAUAAAAAGUCUACACACCCCUCUUGUGAUAUAAAAGAAUGAGACAAAGAUAAAUCAUGUCAGAA